Messenger RNA from Glycine soja, 2520 nucleotides. RefSeq names its product probable serine/threonine protein phosphatase 2A regulatory subunit B''delta. NCBI's taxonomy places the organism in Eukaryota, Viridiplantae, Streptophyta, Magnoliopsida, Fabales, Fabaceae. Bases 371 to 1984 code for a protein of 537 amino acids. Gene Ontology annotation, molecular function: calcium ion binding; protein phosphatase regulator activity. Gene Ontology annotation, cellular component: protein phosphatase type 2A complex. The transcript has 13 exons. Gene Ontology annotation, biological process: protein dephosphorylation. The record is from RefSeq and is a predicted model, not a curated record.
AAAAUAAAAAAUACAAAAACAACACGUCUCUCUUUAAUUUUUUUUUCCAGUAUCUGCACACAUAUUUGUUUUCUCUCUCCCUCCAAAUUCGCGUGGAUCUCUACAGAAUUUAUUUCCCAAGCGCAUUCAUUUUUCUUUUAUCCAGAUCGCCGCACGAUUCCAUUUUCUCAAUCAGCAUCGGUGAUUGAUCCUAAUCUCCCAACAGUUGAAGAAAGAUCUAGGGUUCCUCCUGCUGAAUCCACAGCUGUCUCAAGCGCAUUUCUUCCAUUCCGAUAUAGAAUCUAAUUCACGCACGCGGUUUCGAUUCAAAUUCAGCUCGCUCCAGCAGGUUUCGUUACGUGAAUGAGAAGAGAUACGGUUACGGCUUAAAAUGAGCAUGGAGGUCAUUAGCGAUACGGCGUCGUUGGAGGUCGAUUUGUUGCAGCUCCCUGAGGUGUCCUCUCUCGCACUCAAAUCUAACCUAACUUUCGUCGAGACGCUCUUCGAGCAGUGGCUUUCGCUUCCCGAAAGCAACCGAUUGGUGACAUCAUUGGUAAAUGAAGCAAAGUCGGGUGCUCCCUUGAAUGUCCCCGGGAAUUGCUCUAGUCCAAAUGCUGCAAGCAAUUCUUUGCCUUCCAUGUUUCCUGCUGGCACUGCACCACCUCUUUCUCCAAGAAGUACAUCUGGUUCCCCUCGCAUAGUGAAACAGAGAGUUGGCCCAUCUAACUUGGGUUCUCCUUUGAAGGUUGUCAGUGAGCCGGUUAAAGAAGUGAUACCUCAGUUCUACUUUCAAUUUGGGCGUCCUCCUCCAAAUGAUCUGAAAGAAAAAUGCCUGAUUAGAAUUGACCAUUUAUUCCAUGAUCACAUGGAUGGGCUGCAGAUACAUGAAUUCAAGUCAGUUACUAAGGAAGUAUGCAAGCUGCCAUCUUUUUUUUCCACAUCUCUUUUCAGAAAGAUCGAUAAUGGAACUGGAGUUGUGACAAGGAAAACAUUUAUUGAUUAUUGGAUCAAUGGCAACAUGUUGACAAAAGAUAUAGCAACUCAGAUAUACACAAUUUUAAAGCAACCACAGCUCAAGUACCUUACUCAGGAUGAUUUUAAACCUGUGCUAUGUGAGCUUUUGGCAACUCAUCCAGGGCUGGAGUUCCUGCAGAGCACACCUGAGUUUCAAGAGAGAUAUGCUGAAACUGUCAUAUACAGAAUAUAUUACUACAUUAAUAGAUCAGGAAAUGGCCGUCUUACCCUGAGGGAGCUUAAGCGUGGAAACAUAAUUGAUGCAAUGCUGCAUGCUGAUGAAGAAGAGGACAUAAACAAGGUUUUGAGGUACUUCUCUUACGAGCAUUUUUAUGUUAUAUACUGCAAGUUUUGGGAGCUGGAUACAGAUCAUGAUUUCUUGAUAGACAAAGAGAAUCUCAUCAGAUAUGGUAACCAUGCGCUUACCUAUCGAAUUGUUGAUAGAAUAUUUUCUCAGGUUCCUAGAAGGUUUACCAGUAAGGUUGAGGGAAAGAUGGGUUAUGAAGAUUUUGUUUACUUCAUACUGUCAGAAGAGGAUAAAUCAUCCGAGCCAAGUCUUGAGUAUUGGUUCAAGUGCAUUGAUUUGGAUGGAAAUGGAGUUCUGACACGGAAUGAACUGCAAUUUUUUUAUGAGGAGCAAUUGCAUCGAAUGGAGUGCAUGGCCCAAGAACCUGUGCUUUUUGAGGAUAUACUGUGCCAGAUUAUUGACAUGAUUGGACCUGAGGAAGAGAGCUAUAUAACUCUGCGUGACCUGAAAGGUGGUAAACUCUCAGGAAGUGUUUUCAAUAUCCUGUUCAAUCUGAAUAAGUUCAUGGCCUUUGAAACUCGUGACCCAUUUUUGAUUCGUCAGGAACGUGAGAAUCCUACAUUGACAGAGUGGGAUCGCUUUGCUCAUAGAGAAUAUAUUAGGCUUUCUAUGGAAGAAGAUGUAGAGGAUGCCUCUAACGGUAGUGCAGAAGUUUGGGAUGAAUCACUAGAGGCUCCCUUCUGACGUCAUUUAUUGUAUGAAAAGAUAUUAACGCCCCAGAUCGGAUGGACUGGCCAUUGUUCAGAGACACAUGACUCAGGUUCAGCUUGGAACGCCAACUUUGCCCCAUAAAGGGGGAAAUUCCAAGCUUAGAUAUGGAAUGCGUUUUGGAUGGGGGGCAAGCAGCAACAGCGACAUUCAGACAUGCAUGUACUGACAUAUAUUGGGACCGUUAUCAUGGAAGUUUUGUCGCUGGACCAAUGUCCAUGUAAAGUGAGGACCUUUGCUAAGAGGUGAUUAGCCAAGUUGAAUUAAAUUGACAUCAUUUUGAGACGCUUACCUUAAGUAGCGAGAUUUUCUGAUGGAUUUUUUUUAGUAAUUUGAUUUUUUACUGAUCGAGUCACUUUUGCCUCGAAUCUGUCCAAUAGUACAUUCGUGAUUUGUUUCGUCAAUCUAUGGCUCGGGCUGUUAUUUCCUUUUUCUUUUUAGGCUAAUUGAAGAAUUUAAUGAAAGUGUAAUGCUACACAUAUAAAAGAUUCAUUAUCUUUUCUGCGUUAUUA